Rubroshorea leprosula is the source of this 481-nucleotide messenger RNA. Lineage: Eukaryota; Viridiplantae; Streptophyta; Magnoliopsida; Malvales; Dipterocarpaceae. The record is from the annotation of a GenBank genome assembly.
UUAAAUUGGUGUGCUAAAAGCAUCCUUUGGCCCCAUGGCAGGGAGCUUCAAAGGAAGAUCAAGAGGGAGAGAAAGAGGGUUGCUUUUCCUUUUUCUUCUCAGCUUCAUUUCCGUAUUUACAAUGGAGUUUCUGGUUUCUGGGUUUUGACGCUUUGAAAAUGACAAGAGAGGGAUACGAGACAAUGAUUAUAUGUUGCUUUCCCAUUUGCUGUAUCACUAUCACGUCUGUAGUAAUUCCACAAAGGCAAUUCAGGAGCUGAAUGGGUAUAAUGAUAGCAUUGAAAAGCCUGAAAUGAGUUCAGUUUCCAACAUUUGUGCUGGGAGACUGAAGUAGCUCUUAACAAAGAUUCUGGCACUGAUCUCAAGUCUUUAGUUGAUUCUUGCCUCGUGUUCAUUUGACACAUAAAGGAAUCGAGCUGAUUGCGUUACACAUCAUGUAUUCUUUUGAUAUGUAAUGUGGCAAUAACUGUUUGUGACCCAG